CCUUUUUCUUUCUAUUUUCCUUUCUCUUUCCCACCACCCAACCAAGAAAUGGAAUUCUUUGACAACAAAGCCAGAGCCAGAGUCUUUUUAACUCUCUGCUUUCUUCCCCUCUGUUUUUCCUCUUCUUCAAUUCAUGACCUUCUUGUUUCAAGGGGGUUACCAGCAGGACUCGUCCCAAGGGAAGUCAAAUCCUACACUCUCUCAGAAAAUGGGACACUGGAGGUUUUCCUGGAUGCACCUUGCUUGACCAAGUUUGAGAACAGGGUCUUCUUUGACAGUGUGGUUAGGGCUAACCUCAGCUAUGGCAGCCUGAUGGGAGUUGUGGGAUUGACCCAAGAAGAGCUCUUUCUCUGGCUCCCUGUUAAGGACAUCAUUGUUGAUGACCCCAAAUCUGGUCUCAUUUUGUUUGACAUUGGCGUUGCCCACAAACAGCUCUCUUUAUCCCUCUUUGAAGAUCCUCCAAAUUGCAAACCACAAGGGAUAUUGAGGAAUCAUGUGAGGAAGGAGAAAGGGUUUGAAGGAGUGAGAUAGGAAGAUGCCAAAGCAGUUUCAACCUUGUCCUUUUCCCCCCUAAUAUGUGUACUGAUAAAUAGUUUUCUAAUUAUAGUUUAAAUAUGUAGGAGGGCCAGCUAGCUGGAAUCUGUAAAAAGAUAUGUGAAAUCUUGGAAUCUACAGUACUAAUCUAAUUAAAAAAUUCCAAUCUU
Molecule: messenger RNA, 704 nt
Organism: Rubroshorea leprosula
Lineage: Eukaryota; Viridiplantae; Streptophyta; Magnoliopsida; Malvales; Dipterocarpaceae
Source: the annotation of a GenBank genome assembly